Molecule: messenger RNA, 1302 nt
Organism: Sardina pilchardus (European sardine)
Lineage: Eukaryota; Metazoa; Chordata; Actinopteri; Clupeiformes; Clupeidae
Gene: pole3
Product: polymerase (DNA directed), epsilon 3 (p17 subunit)
Exons: 4
Coding region: 395-847 (150 amino acids)
Biological process (GO): DNA damage response; leading strand elongation; heterochromatin formation
Cellular component (GO): CHRAC; epsilon DNA polymerase complex
Molecular function (GO): chromatin DNA binding; protein heterodimerization activity
Source: RefSeq, a predicted model, not a curated record
UUGUAAUGUUCGAGCGCGCUUAUCCCCAAAGAAAGUUCUCUGCUUCACCGCUGUCUUGAGGUCGGGUAACUUAAAGCUGGCAAAGAAGACUAAUAAAUGUCUUACCUUGUUUUUGUCUAGUGUGAGAUUGUGUCAGGAAUCGUACAGUAUUGUGCUGCAAAUGUGAAUGUGAAAACAUACAGUUUGUUGUAAUCAACUUCUUAAACCGGGGUCGUUUGCUAGCCAGGUUAGCUUGCUAGCUAACUGAAGCCAAGCUGAUAGUAUAGCUAAUUCCUCUGUCCUCACAGGAUAUAAUCGUAGGAUCGAGCCUUUAAGAUCCGAAUAACCGAAAUAGGGUUUUACUGCUUGUUGAAGUUAGUCAAUUUAGAGUUAAAUACAGAAGGCUUCUGCAGUGAUGGCAGAACGACCCGAAGAUCUUAACCUGCCCAACGCUGUCAUCACACGUAUCAUCAAAGAAGCACUACCAGAUGGCGUAAACGUAUCAAAGGAAGCAAGGAGAGCCAUCUCCCAGGCCGCCAGUGUUUUUGUGCUGUACGCUACAUCAUGUGCUAACAACUUUGCCAUGAAGGCUAAACGGAAGACCUUGAAUGCUGGGGAUGUGAUGUCCGCUAUGGAGGAGAUGGAAUUCGAGCGGUUCAUGCAACCCCUCCGCGAGGCGUUGGAAGCUUACAAAAAGGGGCAGAAAGGUAAAAAGGAGGCCUCUGAACAGAAGAAGAAAGACAAAGAGAAAAAGAGUGACGUCGAAGAGAGCGACAAGAAUAAAGAUGAAGAGGAGGAAGAGGAAGAACAUAUGGAUGAGGAGCCAGAGGCAGAGAAUGAGGUUGAAGAUGAAGAGGUUGAAAACUGAAGACCUGCUUCUUCACCACCCAUGGGAAGUGCCCUGGUUUUGGAGGGCCUUGAUGUGAACUGUUAGUUGCCUAACGAGCCUGUGGUCUGUAUGGCGCGCAGCUAGAGGAUUUUGUUUGUUCAGUCUGUGCCACAGUGGAGUAUGUAGUUUAGGAAUGCUUUUUGAAAGCAAUCUGCAAAGUUAACACAGUGCAUGUGAAGUUGGUGGCUUAAAUGUUUGUUUCUCCACUUUGUGGAGGAUCUACACUUGUAUGUUUAAGUUCCCUAAGAAAUACAUCCAACAGCGCAAAACAUUUCUCAGGGUACCAAAUUUAAGAAAUCUGUAGGUUUCUCCAAGCAUUGUGCCAACUAUUUGGUAGAGGCACAGUAAUAUGUAAAUCAUUUAAAAUGCCAGCCUUUCUGGUGAAGUUACUCAUUUGUACUUUUAUAUUUCGUUUCAUAUUAAAAUUUGUUUUG